UUAAAUUCCCAAAUGAGUUCUAAAGAGAAGUAUAUAAGGAACAAUCGAAGAUUAAGAUCGGCUAGAAUCGAUCAUGAUUUUAAUACCCAAAUCAGUAGUAAAAGUAAUUCUUUAGAUUUUUCUGGAAUUUCUGAAUCUGGGGUUCGUCAAUUGAAUUCUGAGAGUGAAAUAGCUCAACAGUCAAACCCGAUUAAUGUCGGGUCGGAUGGGGAUUCGGGUUCGGGUUCGGGGAUUGAUGAAAGUGGGUUGAAUUGCUGUACUGAGGAUCAAUUGGAAGAUAUCUUGUUGCAAAAUUUGGAGGUUUUGUAUAGUGAGGCUGUUACUAAGCUUAUGGAUUUGGGUUAUGAUGAGGAAGUUGCUAUGAGAGCUAUAUUGAAAAAUGGUCAUUGUUAUGGUGGGAUGGAUGUUCUGACGAAUAUUUUACAUAACUCGUUGUCGUAUUUGAAUAAUGGGUAUGUAAAUAGCGGGAGUUCUUCGAGUGGGGAUGAAUCAGAUCAACCUUUUGUUGAUUUAAGACAGUUAGAGGAGUAUUCGUUAGCGGGUAUGAUUUGCUUGUUGCAACAAAUGAAACCACAUUUAAGUAAAGUGGAUGCAAUGUGGUGCUUGUUGGUUAGUGAUCUUCAUGUGGGUAGGGCGAGUGUGAUGGAAAUUCCUGAUGGGAGUGGUCGUAUUAAUGGGUCGGUGGGUGGUGGUAGUAGUAGUAGUACUAAUGUGGAGGGUGUUGCUACUGGUCCUAUUGGGGUUGUGCCCGCGAUGUGUAGGUUUCAUGGGGGCUGGGGUUUUGGGAAUAGCACUGGUAAUGCAUAUCCGUUAAAUAAGUCUUUUGCAAUUACCUCUGAUUCUAGUUCACCGAAAGAUAUUGAUUGUCCUAAGAGGUUUAACCUUACUCCGUCGAUGAAAACCUUGCUAAAGAGGAAUGUAGCUGCGUUUACGGCUGGAUUUAGGUCAAACCCUAAGUAUAUGCAGCGCCAGUCCCGGGUUUCCUCUAGUUCCCUGGCUGAUGGUGAUCAAUCAAGUGGGCUUGCUCAGUCGGGUGGCUCACAAACUUCGAAAAGCCAAGAUGUUGUUAACUGUGUGGUAGGUAAAUUUCAAGAUUUGAAUCUUGAUGAAAAUACACAGCAGCAGGGCAAGCGCAAUGAAGAUCUGGACCAGAAAGAUGAGAUGCUUCUAAGUUUGCUCGAUCAGAUAAAGGAUCUUGAGAAACAGGUCAAGGAAAGGAAAGAUUGGGCGCACCAAAAAGCUAUGCAGGCUGCUAGGAAGCUUAGCCAUGACUUGACAGAGCUGAAAAUGUUGAGGAUGGAGAAGGAGGAUAUCCAGAGAAUGAAGAAAGGUAAACCGGCAAUAGAAGAUGCUACCAUGAAGAAAUUAUCAGAAAUGGAGACUAGUUUAAGAACAGCAAGCGCGAAUGUUGAUCGGUCAAACAUGUUUGUGAAAACACUUCAGGAGGAGAACGCAGAAAUGAAGGCGGAGCUGGAGGCCUCGAAGCUAAGCGCUUCAGAAUCUGCGAAAAAAUGUGCGGAAGCUGCAAAAAGGGAGAAAAAGUGCUUGAAGAAGCUUGGUGUUUGGGACAAACAGAAAAAGAAGCUUCAGGAGGAAAUUGCAGCAGAGAAACAAAAAAUUUCAGACUUGCAAAACCAGCUGGCUCAGUCAGGGGUAGCUAUAAAGGAUGCUGAGGUAAAUUGGAGGCAGGAACAGAAGGCUAGGCAGCAAGCAUCGGCACUAGUGGACGAAGAACGACGUUUCAAAGAAGCAACCGAGGCUAACAACAAAAGGAAGCUUGAGGAAUUGCGCUCGAAGGCAGAAAUAGACUUCCAGCGGCACAAGGAUGACUUGCAAAGGCUUGAACAGGAUCUUUCUCGGCUUAGAGCAUCUACUGAGCUGCAGAAUCAGUCUGCUAAUGUAGUAACAGGUUCUAAUGCGGAACAGCAUCCCCAUGGAGAUAUUGCAAGGAUGUUACAUGAGUUAGCUAAUUCCGAGGAGAAUUCUCCUGUGAAGGAUGACUCUAGGGAGUGUAUCAUGUGCAUGAAGCAUGAAGUUUCAGUUGUUUUCCUACCUUGUGCUCAUCAAGUUCUGUGUUCCAACUGCAACGACAACUUUGGAAAGAAGGGAAGAGUUGCUAAAUGUCCAUGCUGCAGGGCUCCAAUUGAACGAAGGAUCCGUGUCUUUGGUGCAACAUCCUAGGCCUUCAUCCCAGCUUUUAUCAUGGCAUGCUCGUAAGCAACGGUCAUAGACCUUCAUCCCAGCUUUUAUCAUAGCAUGCUCGUAAACCGUCGUUUAGACUAUAAAACAAUGUUUUAUUUCCUGCAUUAUCUUAAAACUUAUGCUCGUAGAAGACUAUACUAUCUUCAAAUUUAUGCUCAUAGAACAUAUACUAAGCAAGCAGCAGCUCAUUGUGUUGUAAUGGGUACUUUUUACACAGGCAUUUCUGAAAAUGUUUUUCCCAUCGUAGAUGGGGUAAG
Messenger RNA from Solanum verrucosum, 2459 nucleotides. Its product is annotated as MND1-interacting protein 1-like. The coding region runs from base 13 to 2181 and encodes 722 amino acids. The transcript has 2 exons. The record is from RefSeq and is a predicted model, not a curated record. Lineage: Eukaryota; Viridiplantae; Streptophyta; Magnoliopsida; Solanales; Solanaceae.